Stegastes partitus (bicolor damselfish) is the source of this 2415-nucleotide messenger RNA. RefSeq names its product HEAT repeat containing 3 (gene heatr3). Gene Ontology annotation, biological process: ribosomal large subunit biogenesis; protein import into nucleus. Lineage: Eukaryota; Metazoa; Chordata; Actinopteri; Pomacentridae. The record is from RefSeq and is a predicted model, not a curated record. The transcript has 8 exons. The annotation marks the transcript as partial.
CUUGUUUUUGUCCAGAGGGGCAAGGAGGAGCUGAGGGAGGCAACGGCCUUGCUGACAGCCCAGCAAACGUCCUUAGAGAUCAUUGUCAACAUGUGCUGCUCUGACGACCCCUCUGAUGACGAGUGGGAAGAGGAAUCCAGCAGUGACGAGAGCGACUUGGGUCCGGAUGGCCUUUGUGACGGACUGUCCAACCUGAUGUCUCCACUGUGUUUGUCAGCUGAGGUUCACGGGGCCUUGAUCAACCACAGCAUACCAGAAAAGGUUCUCAAAAAGACAGAGUUCCCUAGAAAUGAAGCCAUGGACGUGUGCCAUCAGAAUCCCUCCUGGAGAGGCCUGAUAAAAAAGAUGCAGCGCGUCCAGUCCCGGGCGCUGACGUGCCUCCACAGCAUCCUCUCCACCAUGGAUGCUGAGUCUCUGGGCGGUGCGGCGGCCCUGCAGGGAGCAGCACAGCAUCUGUCCACGCUGGUCUUUGGUGCCGCAGAGCUUACCAAAGAUGAGGAGUUCCUCGAGGCAGUCAUCAGUGCAAUGCGGUCUCUUUUACAGAUGAUCGCCUCCAAAAAUAUCCCCCAGUGUAUGACCCCCCAGCAGCUGAUGAGCCUGAGCGAAGCAGCCACCCGCUGCGAUGUUGUCAGUGUGAGGGUCAACGCCGUCGCCAUCCUGGGCAUCACUGGCAGCACGUUAGCCAAAGAGAAGGGCACUGCAGAAACCCUUCAGAUGAUUGGAACCGCUUUACUUCAAGUUGCCACAAGGGACGCCGACCUGGUGGUAAAUGGAGAAGCCCUUGACGCUUUAUUUGAUGUUUUCGCGGAUGGAGACGAAGCAGAAACAGCUGCGAAAAACAUCCACUUACUGCCUGCACUGAAGGCACUUCAACCUGUUUUCAAGGCCAAGAUACGCAAAGAAGGAAAAGGCAAAUACACCCCUCAGCAGCUGUGUGUGCUGGACAACAUCAAAGUCAACCUGAGGAGAUUUAUUGGUUACCUGGAGAAGGUGGUGAAAAAAUGAGAACUUUCCGUACUUCAUAUUCCGAUCGGUUGAACCAAUAUGAUUUGGACGGGAGUGUGAAAUGAGGCAGAAUAUGGUUUUGAAACCAUUAAGUAUUUAUGUUUAUAUUCUUGAAAUAAUUGUUUACUGUUUUAUUAGUGAUGUGAAAGUUUAUUUGUGGUGAAGAGAAAAAAAAAGAGUGGAAACUAAGAAUUAUUAGUUGCUGCAUGUAGCAGAUAAGGUUUUUUUGUUGUUGUUGUUUUUUUUUGCUUUCAUUUAACUCAGAAAGAUUUACAAACAUGAAGUUGUUUAAUGUAAUCAUGUCUCCCAGUAGCAUUUUUCAGAGAUCAUGGCUGACACUGCCUCUCACCCCCUUCCUUUUAUCCCAUGUUUCAAUGGGCUUAACGUUGAUAUUUGCAUUUCUGCUGCAAGGAGGCUGAGCUGUUCUAAGAGCUGGAUAGUUAUAAUGAUUCAAAUAUCAGCUACUUAAUGACAAAGAGAAGACUUUGUUUUAUGGACAUUAUACAUUGGAAUCAUAUUUUUUCUCAAAAAAAAAAAAAAAUGAACAAAUGCUAUUUAUUUUUGCAAUUACUGACUCAGCUCAUACAGCUUGCUGGUACAUUUGUGUCUGCAAGUCACUACAGCAGAAAGCAUUCUUAUCAGUGGUAUUCUAAAAUAAUUGAUAAUAGGUUUGGGUGUCUUUAAAACUCACAAGAUGAUAAUCAGCCCUGUGCUACAACAGAGCAGGUUUGAAAUAAGUAAAUCUCCUUCGUGUCAUCUGUUUUGCACCUGAUCCAUCGAUCAUCACGCUUUACGUAACUGACAAACUCAAGUCUUUGGCCUUUUUUUUUUUUGUCUUGGUUUCUGAAAACUUUUUAGGAAAAUAUCAAUAAAACUCCUUAUCACUGAAUAAAGAAAACUAUUUAAUUUGAGGGAGAGUGUGUCACCAGGCUGUGAACAAAUGCCUUUUUUUUUUUUUAAAUGAAUCAUGAUUUCUUGAGAUGUCUCUUUUCUUUUGCACCACAUGACCAGUCAAUGAACCAGUAAGCCCAACGGAUCUGUAUGUCUCCUACCAAAUGCUGUUAUUUGAAGUAUCUGUAACUGAUAGUUUGAUGCUGAUUGUUGUUGCUACACACAACAAAGUCCUUACAAUGCAAUUUUACUGCAUUUUAACAAGAUUAAAAAACACUGUACAGAACAAGCUGCAACACAGCUACAUUUGACCCCCACCAUAUUACAUCAUAUAAAAAAGGUACAAUCUACUUGCAAGUAGUGCUGAAGCAGUUAGCGAAUCAGUUAAAUUGGAUAUGUUUUGUUGGUAUGUAUAUAUAGGUAAAAAUAUUGCUAAAGCAUCAAAGAUGGUGUAAUUUCAAAAAUAUAAAAUGAAGAAAGAAAAAAAAUCAAGAGAAAUAAAGAAAUUGAGUAAGAUGA